Molecule: messenger RNA, 2500 nt
Organism: Sapajus apella (tufted capuchin)
Lineage: Eukaryota; Metazoa; Chordata; Mammalia; Primates; Cebidae
Gene: NFKBID
Product: NFKB inhibitor delta
Exons: 11
Coding region: 784-1917 (377 amino acids)
Biological process (GO): regulation of gene expression
Cellular component (GO): nucleus
Molecular function (GO): protein binding
Source: RefSeq, a predicted model, not a curated record
AGAUGCGUCCGCCUCGGCCUCCCAAAGUGCUGGGAUUACAGGCAAGAGCCACUGAGCCAGGACCCUUGUGGGGCCUUUGUCUUCUCGACAUUCCUCGGAGAGGGGUGCUGGGGACUGCUGAUUUCUAGAGGUAUAGAUUCUAGGGCAGAAAAAUGUUGGGAACCUGAAUGUGCCUCUAGGUAGUGACGCCUGGCACCCGCACCCCACCAACCCGCUGGCUUCAAAACUGGGAUAUCUGGGGGUGGAAUUUUUUUACGGAAGUCGGGUGGCUGCUGCCGAGGGGUUCCCUCCUCCCCUUUCCCCACUUUCCGCGACGCUGGUGGAAAGUUGGGUCAGAGGGAAAGUGCGAAGCAGAAGGAAGGAAACGGCGGAGGCGGACGCCCCACCCCCAUCUUCUAAUGGCUUUGCAGGAGUCAGGCGGCAUCUACUGCCAGUUUUUCCGCGCGGGAGGGCGAGGUGGGCGCCCAAACCCACUCCCCCCCUCCCCGCCACACCCGCCGCAUUUAGUUGACUUAAGGACCCUGAUGACUUCCGCUCCUCCUCUCUCGCACAGUGAGUAGGGGUGAGCGCAGCCAUUGUCCAACGCAGACUGUGAAGAAGCUUCUGGAAGAGCAGAGGCGCCGCCAGCAGCAGCAGCCCGACGCUGGCGGGGUGCAGGGACAGUUUCUCCCUCCCCCAGCGCAGCCCCUGACCCCAUCUGUGAAUGAGGCCGUGACUGGCCACCCUCCCUUCCCAGCACACCCGGAGACUGUGAGUUCUGGAGUUAGCAGCCUGGGUCCCCCCAUGGGCUUUCCAGACUGGGACCCCAACACGCAUGCUGCCUACGCAGACAGUCCCUACUCUUGCCCUGCUCCUGCUGCCGAAAGUUUCCUGCCUCCUGACUUCUACCCACCCUCGGACCCAGGGCCGCCGUGCCCAUUUCCCCAGGGCAUGGAGGACCCCCAGGACAGCCGGCUCUAUGCAGGAUCUUCCCUGCCACAGGCAGGGCCCUGGAGAGUUUCUGCACCCCCUUCAGGACCCCCUCAGUUCCCCGCUGUGGUCCCUGGACCAUCCCUGGAGGCGGCCCGGGCUCACAUGCUGGCUUUGGGGCCACAGCAGCUGCUGGCCCAGGAUGAGGAGGGGGACACGCUCCUGCACCUGUUGGCAGCUCGGGGGCUGCGCUGGGCGGCGUACGCUGCGGCUGAGGUGCUCCAGGUGUACCGACGUCUUGACAUUCGUGAGCAUAAAGGCAAGACCCCUCUCCUGGUGGCAGCUGCUGCCAACCAGCCCCUGAUUGUGGAAGACCUGCUGAACCUGGGAGCAGAGCCCAACGCCACCGACCAUCAGGGACGUUCAGUCUUGCACUUGGCUGCUACCUAUGGGCUACCAGGAGUUCUGUUGGCUGUGCUUAACUCCGGGGUCCAGGUUGACCUGGAAGCCAGAGACUUUGAGGGCCUCACCCCGCUCCACACGGCCAUCCUGGCCCUUAACGUUGCCAUGCGCCCUUCCGACCUCUGUCCCCGGGUGCUGAGCAUGCAGGCCCGAGACAGGCUGAAUUGUGUCCACAUGUUGCUGCAAAUGGGUGCUAAUCACACCAGUCAGGAGAUCAAGAGCAACAAGACAGUUCUGCACUUGGCCGUGCAGGCUGCCAACCCCACUCUGGUUCAGCUGCUGCUGGAGUUGCCCCGGGGAGACCUGCGGACCUUUGUCAACAUGAAGGCCCAUGGGAACACAGCCCUUCACAUGGCGGCUGCCCUUCCCCCUGGGCCAGCCCAGGAGGCCAUUGUGCGGCACCUGUUGGCAGCUGGGGCGGACCCCACACUGCGCAACCUGGAGAAUGAGCAGCCUGUUCACCUGCUGCGGCCCGGGCCGGGCCCUGAGGGGCUCCGGCAGCUGUUGAAGAGGAGCCGUGUGGCACCGCCAGGCCUGUCCUCUUAGGACUCAAGCCCAGACCCUGGACUGAUUUUCCAGUCCCCACCGUCCUGCGGGACAGCCAGCGUAUGCUAAUGUUGCAAAUCCAUGAUAAUGUAUGUGGAAUAUCCUGCCAUUAGGGUCUUACAUUAAAACCCCAGAAUGGCUGCAGGAAGGUGAACAGUCCCCAACAUUUGGGGUGCUGUGAUACCCCUCUUCCACCCACAAGGAGCCCUCUUAAUGAUUUCUGUGAAAUCGAGGCCCCUUGAUUGUUUCUGUGAAACACCCUGCACCCCUAGUCCUUUCCCCACUGUGAUCUUUCAAGUUCUCUCCCCUAACUCAGCUCUUGUUCCCAGAAACCCAGAUGUAAUCCCCCUACAUGGUGCUUGGGGCAUCCCAAUACCAUCUCAGUAAGGCUCCUAUGAUGACCUCCUCACCCUCCCUGGGACCCACAUCCUUCAGAUCCUCACCCUGAGGCAGGAGGGACCCUCAGGUCCCACUGCUCUCUGAUUCAGAAUUCAGCUAGGCCCCGUUCCAGACCCCAGCAUUCCUGGUCACUCCCUCCCUAAUCUGAGCAUCACUCAAGCUCUUUAUUAAACUCAAUUUGGGC